AUGUAUGAGGAAGAGCUGCUCUAUGAUGCCACCCUCAUAGCUGAUGGACAAAGAUUCCCUUGCCACAGAGCGCUGCUAGCAGCUAUUAGCCCCUACUUUCGGGACAUUUUCAUCAAUACCUGGAAAGAAUCUGGUGGGAAAGAAGUUCUGCUUCAGGAGGUGUCUCCAUUCAUCGUCGAAAACAUUCUGAAAUAUAUCUACACAGAGGACAUAACACUCACCCCUGAGCUGGCACCGCAGCUCUUUGCUGGGGCCAACCGCUUACAGAUCAUACCGCUGCAGAACCUCUGCUGUAAGUUCCUCGGGAAAAAUCUGUGUGUGCAGAACUGCUUUGAGAUGUAUUCUUUGGCGAGGACGCAUAAGAGUCCUGCCCUCCUCCAUGCAGUCAUACGCUUCCUCACCAGAAAAUUCAGCCAGGUCUGCGAGCAUGAGAGUUUCCGCCAGCUGGACCUCAGCACACUCAUUACCCUGAUAUCCUCCAGCAACCUUGAAGUGGCUUCAGAGAUCAAGGUCUAUCAGGCAGUGCGACUCUGGGUGCAAGGGCAAUCCAGCAAGCAUGGUCCUCUGCUAGGAGACCUGAUGCGCCAUGUCCGCUUCCCGCUCUUCAGUCCGGAGGAGCAAGUCGAACUACAGAGGGACUUGGAGAAGUGGAAGGACCUCAGGCUCGAGUGGAAGGUGCUGGAUGGCGAGGAGAGGUUUCGUCACAUCAAGGGACUCCGACAGGGCAUGUACAAGCCGCACAUCCUGUGCAUCGACACCCAGAUGUGCGAGUACCAGGAGCUGGAGAGUGAAGAGGCCCACAUGGGCUGCUAUGACCCACAGACUGAACUAUGGGAGAAGCUUCCCGGCUUGCAGUCCUUGACGCAUGCGUGUUGCGCCACAGCUGGUGAGAAGAUCUACGUCUCUGGAGGCAUCUGUAAGAACUCUUACUCCACCGCCGUCUAUGAGUUCAGCUCUUUCAGAAACCAGUGGCUGCAGCUCGCACCCAUGACUGUGCCCAGGGCUGCACAUGGAUUCCUGUUCCACAACCAGAAGCUCUACGCCAUGGGGGGAUGGUGUCAGUUCCAAAGCUUCCUCAACUUCGCUGAGGCUUUUGAUCUUGCGACAGGGACGUGGGCUACGAUCGCAAAGCUCCCAUUUGCCCUGAGCCACCCGGCCUCAAGCGUCUUCCAGAACAAGCUGUACCUCCUUGGCGGCGCGACGGGAGUUUCUGGCCAGUGGCUGUUCCACAAAGGCUUCCUGAUCUACGAGACCAGCUCCAACACAUGGACUCAGGUGCCUCUGUCCACGGGUUUCUUUGCUGCAGGAGCUGUGGCUGGGGACAGGGGGAUCUAUGUAAUCGGGGGGUACAUCGAGAAGAAAAUGCGGGGCUGGGUUGAAGGGCUCCUCAUCCCCGAGAACCGCCACAGCUCUCGCAAGUGCUUCUUAGUCAACGAGACUGGCAAAAUUAGUGGUGACAUUGGUAUGCCCAAACUGCCGCGUGGGGUUGCCAACGCAGGGGUAGUCUCCUGCGGGAAGCGGAUCUACGUGUUGGGUGGGGAAGACUUAACCCAGUGCUACAAGAUGAUUUACUACUGGGAGCCUGGAGAACCCCGCUGGCACCGGUGCACAACAGAGAUCCCUACCACCCGUGAGGGCAUCAGCAGUUUUGGAUGUGUGACCAUGAUGAGGCCCAUCCCACAUAUCCGCCAGCUCUUCCAGGUCACCGCCCUUGUCAUUGUGUCUGCGGCCAACAAAUAG
Molecule: messenger RNA, 1740 nt
Organism: Podarcis muralis (Common wall lizard)
Lineage: Eukaryota; Metazoa; Chordata; Lepidosauria; Squamata; Lacertidae
Source: RefSeq, a predicted model, not a curated record